AUGGGAGAAGACAAAUUUACAGUGAAAGUGGUCUUAUUCAAAUGUCACGACCUCGUGGCGAUUACGAACGAAGUUGGUGGUAAGAGUAGCGCAUCCGUCGUAUUCACUUUAGAUGGCGUAUCCAAGAAGAGCUCGUGUGUCAAAAGCAGCCUGGACCCGCAUUGGUCACCACCUGAAAAAUUUGAGUUCAAGGUGGACGAGUGGGAGAAUCAAUUCAUGAUCGCACAGGUGUUCGACUAUAGUCAACAAAGCAAGGGUGAGCUCAUUGGGUCGGCCGUAAUUCCAUUGACGCUCUACGCUGGAAACAGAAACUGCGAAAUUUGCAGUUACCCAUUGGUGCUACCAGAUGAGGUAGGCGGAUUGGGGUCACCCAAGAGCGACAUGUUUCUACAGAUAAGUCUCUUAGCGGCAGACGGCAGCCCAGUAGAGGAAUUUUAUUGGUAA
Molecule: messenger RNA, 444 nt
Organism: Peronospora farinosa
Lineage: Eukaryota; Oomycota; Peronosporomycetes; Peronosporales; Peronosporaceae
Source: the annotation of a GenBank genome assembly